Messenger RNA from Pecten maximus, 1547 nucleotides. RefSeq names its product protein arginine N-methyltransferase 1-like. The record is from RefSeq and is a predicted model, not a curated record. The transcript is spliced from 2 exons. Gene Ontology annotation, biological process: peptidyl-arginine methylation. Gene Ontology annotation, molecular function: protein-arginine N-methyltransferase activity. Lineage: Eukaryota; Metazoa; Mollusca; Bivalvia; Pectinida; Pectinidae. The coding region runs from base 140 to 1396 and encodes 418 amino acids.
GUAAAACAUUAUACACCUCAUGACCUAUUUUCUUAAAGUGUACACAGAAUGCAGCGUUGCUAUAUAGUGAACGCAAUUAAAAGGUAUUCACGACACACCUUAUUAAGAUCAAAUGAAUCUUUAGAUACAUUACUGAAGGAUGGACUCUUCAGACACUAAUCAACCACCAGAGGGAGCCACUGGGGGCAGGGCAAGUAAUGUGGCCUACUUUACAAGUUAUGGUGACCUGAGUGUACAUGAGCUCAUGCUGAAGGAUAAACCUCGUACAUUAGCAUAUAAAAAUUUCAUUGAGAAAAACUCCCAUCUGUUUAAAGACAAAACAGUUCUAGAUGUUGGAGCAGGGACAGGCAUUCUCUCUCUAUUUGCUGCAUCUGCUGGUGCCCGAAUUGUUUAUGCUGUGGAGGCAAGCGGAAUGGCAAGUGCUUGUGAGAAAAUUGUAGAAAUGAAUAAAUGUAAUCUAGCAGGUCGAAUUGAGGUGAUCCAUGGUUGUGUGGAAAGUGUGACACUUCCUGUAGACAAGGUAGACAUAAUUAUCUCAGAGUGGAUGGGAUUCUAUCUCGUCCAUGAGUCCAUGCUGGACUCUGUGAUAGUGGCUCGUGACCGAUGGCUUGCUCCUGGUGGUCUCAUGUUGCCAUCAGUGGCAACCCUGUAUCUAAUGCCUGUUGCUAUGGACGAUUAUAUCUGGGAACAUUUCCAGUUCUGGGACAAUGUCUAUGGAUAUGACUUAUCUCCCCUUAAAUCCACUGCCAUGGCCAAUGCUAUACAACAACCUGUAAUUACAACUUUAUCCAACGAUGAAAAGCUUGCUGAGCCUCAGACAGUAGUGGAUCUGAAUUUGUAUGAAACAACACAGGAGGAUAUUGAACAGCUGUAUGCUAAACUUAGUUUUAACAUUUUAGUGGAUGGCACUGUGCAUGGAUUUGCUGCCUGGUUUGAUGUGGACUUCCAAGGUCCAGUGGGAACUUCUCCUCAGGACAGCUGUACUUCCGUUACCCUAUCUACAGCUCCUGGGGCCUCAACGACACACUGGAAACAAACUGUGUUCUUUCUGCCAUCAGCCUUCUUAGUCCAGGUAGGGGAGGUAAUCACAUGUAAACUCGAGCUAAGUCAGGACCAGGCUAAUAAAAGACAGUAUAAUAUCUCCUUGGAGAUGGUUGACAAGGACGAGGGUAGCGAGGAUGACUUUGACACGGGGGAUGAAGAACAGGAAGGUCCAGAACAUCCUAUACCUUGUACAUGUGGGGCCUCACGCUGUCAACUUAUUAAUGCUAUCAUGGACAAAUAUGAGUGUGAGCAUGCUCAGCUGGAGCAGGAAGCAGAGCUUGUGGGUGUCUCUGCCGAGAGGGAGGCUGCAAAGGAGAUGAUGAGGGAGGAAUUUAGUGUGAGCGAUACAUGAGGAGAGAGCAUUAAUAAAAAUAAAUGAGAGCCAGACUUUGCUAUAUAUAUAUUCAAGAGGAGAGGAAGAUUAUGAUGAUGAUUCUGUUAUUCUUACAAACUUUACUUUAACUAGUCAAAAUUAAAAAAAAAAAAAAAAUGCACAAUAUAAU